AUGGUCUUUCUCUCCAAUUGCAUCUAUAGAAACGACUGGAGGUGCGACUUUCACCCGGAGAAGUGGGCAUGUGCGGCGGUAGGGGACGGACUCAAAAGGAAUGUGAGGAGAAAAGCUAUGAGGUCCAAAAUGCGCGUUACUCAGAAUCAACACCGUUUGGCUGAGAUACGAGAGUCUCUUAUCUCACAGUUGAUAAAGUCUACUUCAGAGGGCCCAGAUUCUGAGUGUUCUUUGAUCUCAUUUGCGGCAGAAACGGUCCUAGCAUCAUAUGCGUCCCAGCAACCAUCUAAGAUAAUCAUCAAUGGUCUCAGGGCGAGCUACAAUUUGAGUGCUGCACUACACUCCCUGGACCUAUGGGCUCUCAGGCAGAUGUGUUCGGGACAGAUUGUUCGUCAGUACUCAUUUGGUACCACAAAGUAUAGGCUAUGGCAGUUUACAACGGCUAAUAGUGAACUCCUCACACCCAUUUUUGAACGAGUUUGCUGGGCAUUGCAGCCUGGACCAGAGACCAGGAGAAUAAGGGCCGUCCCCAUAAUAACAGCUCACACUACCUACAAUCUAGUGAUUCAAAGAGAGUUUGAGGGAGAAAACAUUGUGCUCAGUCUUCAAACUGGCUAUUGCCCCGAAAACCUGCCCAUUGACAGGUGCUCAGAAUACGUCUACUUAGCGGACUCAGCAGACGUCCACGUAACGAACUCAGCAAGAGUAGAAGACGCCAUCGACAAGAACUCAGCAAGAGCAGCAAGAGCAGCAAGAGCAGAGAACGCCAUCCACACGGCCGCCAGCUUAGUGGCAAAGGUAAUGAGAGAAUAUCAGAAGACCAAACCAGAUCCUGAGUGGACAUUGAGAGGAUGCAACGUGGUCCAUUGGAAGACCGAACUAGAUCCUGAGUGGACAUCUGUAAGGAAGUGGGGAAAUUUCAGUCCACAUACGGAUGUAAACCAGAAUCACCCAAAGACCAUGUAUGACACUUCUACAGAUAUGGACCUCAGUAGUAGUAGUGGUAACUAA
Molecule: messenger RNA, 1011 nt
Organism: Tremella mesenterica DSM 1558
Lineage: Eukaryota; Fungi; Basidiomycota; Tremellomycetes; Tremellales; Tremellaceae
Exons: 4
Coding region: 1-1011 (336 amino acids)
Source: RefSeq, a predicted model, not a curated record